Messenger RNA from Epithele typhae, 939 nucleotides. RefSeq lists its product as uncharacterized. NCBI's taxonomy places the organism in Eukaryota, Fungi, Basidiomycota, Agaricomycetes, Polyporales, Epitheliaceae. The coding region runs from base 1 to 939 and encodes 312 amino acids. The record is from RefSeq and is a predicted model, not a curated record. The transcript has 5 exons.
AUGUCAGGCGUCAAGGUUAACACAAACGUAAAGGCUACCGCCGUCAUCAUUGGCGGAACUGGACUCCUCGGUGUUUGGAUUUCUAAGGUCUUCCUCACCGACUUCCGCUCUGCCUUCCCCACUGUCCGCAUCACCACUCGCGAUGUCAACGCCGCCAAAGCCCUUGAGCUUGCCGCACUCGGCGCCGAGCUCUUUUCCUUCGAGGACUCGCUCGACGAAGUUCUGAAGGGUGCCGACGUCGUCAUCAACACGCUCCCGACGAGCGUCCCCGACGCGCACAAGAAGGUUCUCGCCGCAGUCGCAGCGAGCCCUGCGAAGGUGUACUUCCUGAGCGAGUUCGGAAUCGACCACGCGCGCACCAGUUUCCCCGGGUACGAGUUCAAAGAGUGGCAGUUCAAGCACGAGCUCGCCGCCGAGACCCGCGCCGCGCUCUCCGACAAGAAGGUCAUCGCUCUCUACACCUCCAUGUUCCUCUUCCUCCUCGGCUCUCCCUUCGCGCCGCUCCUCGGGCUCGACAUCAAGAACAACCAAUUCAAGUCGCUCGGGCCCGCGACGACCCGCUUCACGCUCUCCGCGACGACCGACAUCGGCCGCGCCGUCGCGCAGCUCGCGCUCCUCGCGCUCGACGCGCCCUCCGCCGCGCGCGUGCCCGACGUGCUGUGCAUCGCGCCGACAACGACGUCGACCGCGGCGCUCGCGGAGACCGUCGCGCGCGUGCGCGGGGUGCCGGCGGGCGCGGUCGAGGAGGAGGACCUCGAGGCGUUCCGGAAGGCGCUGCGCGAGGCGCCGGCGGGGAAGACCAUCAUCGACUACCUGAGGGUGAUCCUGGGCGAGGGCGCGGCGGACUUCUCGACGGACAACGGAAACGAGCUCGUCAACCCGGGGGAGAGCCUGUGGAAGUGGACGACGGUGGAGGACGAGCUUCGCGCGGGUGCGUGA